This is a messenger RNA of Nasonia vitripennis (jewel wasp), 4088 nucleotides long. RefSeq names its product ubiquitin conjugation factor E4 A (gene Ube4A). NCBI's taxonomy places the organism in Eukaryota, Metazoa, Arthropoda, Insecta, Hymenoptera, Pteromalidae. Gene Ontology annotation, cellular component: nucleus; cytoplasm; ubiquitin ligase complex. The record is from RefSeq and is a predicted model, not a curated record. The coding region runs from base 506 to 3652 and encodes 1048 amino acids. The transcript has 14 exons. Gene Ontology annotation, biological process: protein polyubiquitination. Gene Ontology annotation, molecular function: ubiquitin-ubiquitin ligase activity.
ACACAUUGAUAGCGUCAUUGACGCUAGCGUAAGCCGUAAGGUGUGUAGGUAUUUUAAUAACAGCCCCAAGGAAAAAAUAGAAAGUGUGGAAACUGAUGUAAAUAUGUUUGCGAGAUGCAGUUAAUCUUCUAUUCGUUGUAAAAAUAUGAAGUGAUUGUUAAUUUGCAAGAAAUGUACAGAAAAUUUUAGUGCAAAGUAAAGAAAAUUGAGAAAAAGACUAAAUAAAUGAAUUAUAUUUACCAGUGCUAGCUACAAUACUACUCAUUAAAAGUCAAUUGACGUUUGAAGGUACAUCUGAUGUAUAUUUGAUUUCUGUUAUGAAAGUGUUGGAUUAACCUACGCAGUUUGUAGCCCCGUUGCAAGAGCGACACUUGUCAUGUAACUCUUUUCUGCACCUUUCAAAGCCAAGUCAUAACCUCGAAGAAAUUUUUCGUAUCAUUUUUUCACGUAUUUUCAGGAUUCAAUGGUUGUGACAAUCGUUAAAAAUUAAAGAAUAAUCAGCAAGAUGUGCGACAAAAUAAAUAGCAAUCCAUUUGCUGCAUUGCUUUUACCAACGAUCAACGACACAGCAACUUUUUCUGCUCCAGCUGAAGUAGCUGUCAACAAGCCUAUCAAUGAAAGUACAAACAUCGAGGAGGAAUCCAUACAGCAAAUCCAUAAGGAGAACGAAAAUGUAAAAGCCACUUUGAAUUCUGAUGAGUCCAGUAAAGAUGAACGGCUUGAUGAACUGAUUGCUGAUGUUUUUGGAAUAACACUGCAUCAUGAGAAAAGAAAAAAGCCAACGAGACAGUUAGUGUUUAUUGAUACAGACUCUGUAGAACAUGCAAUAUUUGAAAGACUGUUGCUAUCAGAACCUGAAUCUAUGUUAAUAUCCAAGGAGAAUACCAAAGGUCAAGAUUUAGACAGUCAUGUAGUUCAAAGUGAAAUUGUACCAUAUCUAUUUGAAAGUUACUGUCGAUUGCAAAGAUAUAGAGUUAGCGAUGGUUCCUAUGAUACAGUAGAAAAUAUACGAAAGAUCAUUAUGCGUGAUAUAAGCACUGCCUUGCAAGAACCAGCUCUUUUUGUAGAUCAAGAGGUACAUACACAGUUUGUAUCUUUAUUUAUGAAUGGAGGAAUUGUUGGUUCUGAACUGUCAUCUUUUAUUGGUGGAAUAGUCGAAAAUUUAUGCUCAGAAAAUGAAGGUUCUGAGGCAGAAGUUAUAAGCACAGCUUUUAGUCCAAUUCUAGAUGUCAUUCAUAAAGAGGCUGCCAGCAGUAAUCUUCUUCUUUUUAAACAAUACUGGUUUUGUAUUUUACAAACGUUUGCUUCGUUUGAACCUCUAGCAAAACUUAUCAUUAUACACAGCAGUGUCAAGAGUAAAGUUGGUAAAGCUUAUGCUGACACAUUAUUAGGAGCUCUGUUGAGUCUGAGCUGUCUCCCUAAGACAGGAAAUGGUCCGUAUGACUUCUUUGACAAGCCAUUUGAACAGCAAAAUUCAGCAGUCGAUGGGAAUAUCUGGACUGCAUUGGAUGCACUGAGUGAAUCAAUGCAUAAAGUUUUCCAUAGUUUGCUCAGAUGUUCACGUGAAGCACGUCAUUUGACUCUAUUAUGGUUAGGAGACUGUUUAAAUAGUAAUGCGAGUCGCGGAAAAUUAUGGAAUUCACAUAAUAACAUGGGUGUAGCUGAUCUUACAACAGUAUCCGAUGGGUUUAUGCUUAACUUAGGAAAUGUGUUGCUGAGGUUGUGUCAACCCUUUUGUUCAAAACCAAAUGAUACCAAGAUUUUAAAAGUGGAUCCAACAUAUUGUGCUGCUGAAGCUAAGGAUGAAAAUGAAAGUCGUGAGAGAGGCUUACACAUGAAAGGAAUGCAUUCUCAAACAUGUCUAAUUCCAGCAGCAGAGGGAGAAACACGCCCAGUUGCCACUUCUUUUAAUUUUGUCACAGAAUGUUUCUUUCUAACUCAUCGUGCUCUCGAUCUUGGAUACCGCAUAAUUCUAGAAAAGCUGUUCAAAAUAAGUCAAGAUUUAGCUAGAAUACAGAGAUUAUACAAUGAUAGUCAAUUUGGUGGUAAUGCUGAGGUCAACCAAUACAUAUCUCGAAGCAUGGAAACUGAAAUGACAAAGUACUUAACAUUCAGGGCAAGUUUAUUAACGCCUGAAUUGCUUAGUUUGUUGGCAAAGUUUCAUGCUGCAACUGCUUACUGGUUGAUGCAAGUAAAUGUAGAUGUAAGGCCACACGAGUUGAAUCAAGACAAUUAUGCUCCUAAUGAAUAUAAACCCAUUACAUUCCCUUUACCUGAAUCAGUUCCUAAAAUGCUGAGGUGUAUUCCCGAAUUCGUAGUUGAAAAUACCAUUAGCUUUUUAUGUUUUCUUCGACGAUGGUGUCCUAAUGUUUUCGAAGAACAGGGCCCAAACUUUUUAAAUCCUGUUUUAACAGAGGUAACUGCUUUAAUGGAAUCUCCAACCCGACUAUACAAUCCGCAUUUACGUGCUCGCUUGGCAGAGGGACUUGAAGCUCUUUUACCAAAUAAUGAUGAAGCGAAUAGUCAGUCUCCACAAACUCUUGGAACAUUCCAUAGACAACAACUUUUUGUCUCUCAUCCACAUAAGCAAAUAAUUGUACCAAACUUACUGCACGUAUUUGUUAGUAUCGAGAUGACUGGUCAAAAUGUUCAAUUUGAACAAAAAUUUAACUAUCGCCGACCAAUGUAUAUAGUGAUGGCCUAUUUGUGGAAAAUACCGGAACAUCGAAAUAAUUUUAAGCAAUUAGCGCAAGAAGCAGAGGCCAACAUGGAAGCUGUACAACCACCUCUGUUUCUAAGGUUUGUCAACCUUUUAAUGAAUGAUGCUGUGUUUCUGUUGGACGAUGCACUUUCAAAUAUUGCGCAGUUGAGGCAAAUGGUCAACGCAAGAGAGAGUGGAGAAUGGGAUAAACUUUCUCAACAAGAAAGAGAACAGCAAGUUUACUAUCUCGAACACAUUGGAAUGAUUGCUAGAUUUGAUAAUAUCUUAGGAAGGGAAACAAUACAGACGUUAAAAAUACUAACUUCUGAAAUAAAAUCCAUAUUUUGCCAUCCAACUAUGGUCGAUCGAAUUGCCUCGAUGUUGAAUUAUCUACUUCUACAACUCGUUGGUCCAAAUCAGAAAAAUCUUAAGAUCAAAGAUCAAAAAGACUUAUACGAUUUUAAUCCAGCCAAACUUGUUCUAAACAUAUGCGAAAUCUAUAUAAAUCUAAGUCAAAACGAAAACUUUACACUUGCUGUGUCACAAGAUGGAAGGUCUUAUAGUCCCGAAUUGUUUAAAUUAGCUGACGGUGUCUUGGUGAAAAUCGGUGGUGUGGGAAUAUUGGGCGAUUUAAAUGAAUUUGCGAAGAAAGUAGAAAAAGUGGCCUUUCAAAAGAAGGAAGAGGAAGAAAUUUUGGUCGAUGCUCCAGACGAUUUCCUAGAUCCUAUUAUGUCCACUUUGAUGAUGGAUCCCGUUAUACUGCCAUCGUCGAAAACCGUUGUCGAUCGCCAGACGAUAGCAAGGCACUUGUUGAGUGACCAAACUGAUCCAUUCAACCGAUCCCCGCUAACGAUGGACAUGGUCAAACCGGAUGUUGAUCUCAAAAAGAAGAUAGAAGCGUGGAUAGAUCAAAAGAAGAAGGAACGAGAUGCUUCGACUGGUGAUAGUUAAUAGUACGCAACGUUGUGGGUUUUACAAAAGGUGAACGUUGCAGUUGUUUUUAUUAUUAAACUGUAUUUUUAGUCAACAAGUUGGUGAUUUACACAAAUCUUUUAAUUGUGCAUGUCAUUUGUAAAAUAAAAAAGAGAAACGAUUUACGUUACAAUUUGUACAUUGUAUCAGUGCAGUCGAGUGAAUAUAUAAAAUAAAUAUAAGAGGUUACUUUGUUUCAUAAGCGGGAGUCAAUGAAAUUAACGUGGUUUUAGCGUCAUAAAUGUAUUUUAUGUAACUCUCGUACAAAAAAUCGUUAUUGCACACGGUAUUUUUGAUAACAAUCAUUAAAAAUUCGAACUCGCCAAAAUAUUCGACCUUACAGUACGUGCGAUGCCAUCGUGCAUCUCUCUGUAACAAUGUCACUAUCUCAAAAAUACUGUCAGUAAUAUUUACA